AGCGCUUCGGGACCUCGAGGGGACCCCCCUCUCUCUGUGUCUCCCCUCCAUUCAUGCUGCCGCUGGGGAGCAGCGCCCCCGCCUGAGCUCUGAAAAAUCUACUGCCUGUUUCCAGCUCCAGUCUGUCUCCAAGCUGUCUUCACGCACUGCCAGAUCGUUCUGUGAUGGAAGAUGGAAGACAGAGGGGCUCGUGUUGCUGACUACUUUGUUGUGGCAGGAUUGACUGAUAUUUCAAAACCACUAGAGGAGGAAAUCCACUUCAACGAUGCUUGUCACAAGCUUGCAAAGCCAAAAGAGCCAAUCACAGAUGUGGCGGUGAUAAUUAAAUCUCUGGGGGAGGAAGUGCCUCAUGGAUACAAAUGCAUAGAUGUUACUCCAUCAGGACUGUCAGCAGAUCUCAACAAUGGCAGCCUUGUGGGACCACAAAUAUAUCUGUGCUACAGGAGAGGGAGAAACAAGCCCCCACUUACUGACUUGGGGGUUUUAUAUGAUGGGAAAGAGAGACUAAAACAGGGUUGUGAAAUCAUCCAAGCCACUCCGCAUGGCCGCCCUGCAAAUAUCAGCGGAGGUGCUUCAUCGCAAAAAGUAUACAUCACAUUCCGAAGAGCCUUGGAGAACAUGACUCAGAAUACCUUGGCUGUCACAGACAUAUGCAUAAUUAUACCAAGUAAGGGAGAAACCCCACCACACACAUUCUGCAAGGUUGACAAGAAUCUGAACAGCAGUAUGUGGGGCUCAGCAGUAUACUUGUGCUACAAGAAGUCUGUGGCAAAAACAAACACCAUAUCAUACAAAGCUGGUCUAAUAUGCCGAUAUCCAGAAGACGACUACGAUUCAUUUCCCUUACCAGAAUCAGUACCUCUUUUUUGCCUCCCAAUGGGGGCAACAAUUGAAUGUUGGCCGUCUAAUAGCAAGUAUCCCCUCCCAGUGUUUUCUACAUUUGUACUAACUGGAGCUUCAGCUGAAAAGGUCUAUGGUGCUGCAAUACAGUUCUAUGAAACCUAUUCUGAAGAGAAUCUCACAGAAAAGCAGAAAUCUCAGUUGGGUUUAGUGGCUACUCCUGAUGGGAAGUCUGCUUGCUCCAAAACAGUCCAGACGAAUAAAUGCAUCUGCCUUCUUUCUCACUGGCCAUUCUUCGAUGCUUUCAAGAAAUUUCUUACUUUUCUAUAUCGUUAUUCCAUCUCUGGUCCACAUGUCCUGCCCAUUGAGAAGCAUAUUUCCCACUUUAUGCACAAAGUUCCUUUUCCAUCCCCUCAGAGGCCAAGAAUUUUAGUCCAGCUGUCGCCUCAUGACAGUCUGAUUCUUAGUCAGCCCAUAUCAUCACCUCUACCACUGAGUGGUGGCAAGUUUUCUGCUCUUCUGCAGAACCUUGGACCAGAGAAUGCAGUAACUCUCCUUGUAUUUGCGGUGACGGAGCAUAAAAUCCUUAUCCAUUCUUUACGACCGUCAGUCCUUACCAGUGUAACAGAAGCACUUGUCUCUAUGAUAUUUCCUUUCCACUGGCCCUGCCCGUACAUUCCUCUCUGCCCUCUAGCCCUGGCAGAUGUUUUGAGUGCGCCGUGUCCAUUCAUAGUAGGAAUUGACUCAAGAUACUUUGAUCUCUAUGACCCUCCACCAGAUGUUAGCUGCGUUGACCUAGAUACAAACACCAUUUCACAACCAGGAGAUAAGAGAAAUAUUGCAUGGAAGAUCUUACCAAAGAAACCCUGUAAAAACCUGAUGAACACUCUAAAUAACUUGUAUCAGCAGCUAGCAGAAUUGCAGCAACGACCAAGAGAUGACGCACUGAUGGAGCUGGCUAUGAAUGACUAUGAUUUCCAUUCAGGGGAAAAGCUGCAUCUGUUAGAUGUGGAAAUCCAGGAGGCGUUUCUCUGUUUCAUGGCCUCUAUCCUAAAAGGUUACAGGUCAUAUCUAAGACCCAUUACCCAAGCACCUUCUGAAACAGCAACAGAUGCAAGUUCCUUAUUUGAGCUGCAAGGGUUCUUAAAAAGCCGUGACCGUUCACAUCAGAAGUUUUACACUAUGAUGACCAAGACACAAAUGUUCAUUCGCUUCAUUGAAGAAUGCUCCUUUGUCAGUGAUAAAGAUGCAAGUCUUGCAUUUUUUGAUGACUGUGUAAAUAAAGUAGAUAUGGAUAGGACGGGUGACACGCGGCUUAUAGAACUGGAUGAAUCAUACAAGAGUGAGCAUACGGUUUUCAUAACUCCCCCAGAGAUCCCCCACCUUCCCAAUGGAGAAGAAGCUCCAUCACAGUACAGUUAUAGUGGAUUUCCUGUGCUGCAGCAAGAUCUGUUUGAGCGGCCUAAGGCACUCCUGACAAUACAGAACAGCAGAUUGUCUUCAAAAGCCAGCAGUCCCAACAGCCCCUUGCCAAUGUUCAGGAGAACAAAACAGGAAAUCAAGUCGGCCCACAAGAUAGCCAAGAGGUAUUCCUCCAUCCCUCAGAUGUGGUCUAGGUGCUUGCUGCGCCACUGCUAUGGCCUCUGGUUUAUCUGCCUUCCUGCCUAUGUCAAGGUGUGCCAUUCCAAAGUGAGGGCUUUGAGGACGGCCUAUGAUGUGCUGCGGAAAAUGCACUCGAAAAAGAUUGAUCCACCUGACGAGGUAUGCUACCGGGUGUUGAUGCAGUUAUGUGGACAAUAUGGCCAGCCUGUGCUAGCAGUGAGAGUCCUUUUUGAAAUGAAAAAAGCUGGAGUUGACCCCAAUGCCAUUACAUAUGGUUAUUAUAAUAGGGCUGUUUUGGAAAGUACUUGGCCGUCAAGCAAUCGAAGUGGCUAUUUUCUGUGGACAAAGAUAAGAAAUGUUGUCUUAGGAAUAGCUCAGUUUAAAAGAGUUCUAAGGAAGCAACCUGCAAAUGGCAUCCACAAAGUUCUUUCUGGGGAACAUUCAGAUCUGUUAUACAGGCUAUCGAAAGCAGCAGCUAAACAAGGGAAAGCCACUGCUCAGAGGAAUGGUGAGCAAAAGGAAGAGAAGAAAGAGAGUGACUCUAGUUCUUUAUCUGAAGUAGAAAGUGGAAAGGGAAGUGGUGACUGCCUUCCUUCAUUAAAUUAUCAAAAUUCGAAUAGAGCUAAGCCUGCGUCAAGGAUUGUUCGCCUGAAUGAUAAAAUUGGCAAAGUAGCAGAUACGGCAGGAGAGAUCGGCAGAGAAAGCUCUGCAGGAUUGUUAUUCUCUUGCUUUGAGGAUAUCAACAAAACAAGAGUUACUAAAGUUGAAAGCUUAAGAAAUAGGCACUUAAAAGCAGCUGAAUUGGAUCAGAAACGGAUAGUUUGGAGAAACAGGAACCGUAAUCUGAGUGGAGAUGCUUUGAUAGAACUCAUGAAAAACCAUAUUAACCAGGAGGCAAGUCCAGAACAAAUUGUUGAAAAACUAGGAGUGGAUGCAAAAAUUCUUUCCAAAGUGUUUGAGAAGAGAAAAAGGCCUAACACUCUCAACAUCAGACAGUCUUCCUUGGGACCCAGUAAGAGAGGUAACUUGGAGAAAGAAUCCAGUGAUGAGGAUGCUCCCUAUGAGGACCGUUUUGUGGACAAAACAGAGUCUCCUGUCAUAUUUGAUUUGGAAGAUUUGGAUAAUGAACCUUUCUCAGUGAAGACUGUGAAGCUGUUACAUAAAAGGCCAAAGAGGAUUCAGCGAGCCAUCAGCUUUCCAGUAAAGCUUGUUGAGAAAACUGGUGUUGAGAUGGGAUUUGAUCCACUUUCCUUGCUGGCUGCUGAGACAGAACAACAGAAAGAGGAAGAGGAUGACGAUGAGGACAGAAGUGCCUCAACCCCGUCUGCAAGGCGAGAUUUAGCUGAAGAAAUAGAAAUGUAUAUGAACAAUAUGAGCAGCCCCUUAACAAGCCGUACGCCAAGCAUAGAUUUGCAAAAAGCCUACAGUGACAAGAACACCAACAAAAGGAGUCCAACGUUGGCUCAGCCAUGCCGGAGAUCUAGCCUUCCUCCAAACUCACCCAGACCGGCAAGCCUUACCAAAUCCAAAAGCUACCACAUAAAAAAUGAAGAAAGGGGAAGGGACAGACUUUGGUCCUCUCCGGUAUUUUCUCCUCAUAAUUUGUCCAGGGGACAAUCUCAGGAUACAGCUGGUGCAAUAGCUCUUGCCUCUCCAACUGCUUUCAACUUGGAUACACUGCUAACACCUACCUUUGACGUUCUAAAGACCAGCAUGUUUUCUGCAGGGAAAGGGGUUGCUGAGAAGGCCAGCAAGUGGUACUCAAAGUUUACUACGUAUGCGGCAUCAGCAAAGGAUCAAAACUCAGACCGAGCAAGCAUUUCAUCCCUUGGGGCCCUUGAUUCAGAAACUGGCUCCCUGACUGAUGAGGACGUCUGCAAUGAUCUUGAAAGCAACUCCUCUCCUCAAGAGAACGCCUCCUCUGUGUUAAAGGGAAUUGGCUUGAGUAGGACAAGUCUUGAAAGUUCAGCUUCGAAUAGUGGCACAUCAAAGCGUUAUUCUCAGUCCGGCUCUCUUUCAAAGUUUCCUUUGCCUGGCAGAUCAGAGCUGGUAUCAUCUUGCAGUACAAGCAGCACCAGCGUGUUCCAGAAUUACGCACUGGAGGUCCUCAUCUCAAGCUGUUCACGAUGCCAUACCUGUGACUGUCUUGUACAUGAUGAAGAAAUCAUGGCAGGCUGGACAGCAGAUGAUUCCAACCUUAACACCACAUGCCCUUUCUGCGGAAACCAAUUCUUGCCUUCCCUGAACAUCGAAAUCAGAGAUCUACGGGGUCCUGGAAGAUAUUUCCUGAAAUCCAGUCCAUCUUCAGAGAACAUGCAGCUUCCAUCAUCUUUUUUCAAUCAGGCAGCAAAGCCCUGCAUCUCUGAUCCCACAUCAGGAUUUUCAGCAUCUCUAAUACCUGCUCAGGACGACUUGCAUUCAAAUAGAUCCAAAGAGCCUGAUAGCACCUGUGCCAGAAGCAUUCAGAUCCCUCCAAGAAGGCAAAAUACUGCUGGGACUGAGCACACCAGCCAUGCCUUGUCUCGAAGCAUGAGUACCUUCAGUCCCCUGGAGGUGGAGGAAACAGAGCAUCACAAGCACAGUCACAUUGUUCCCACUGGGAGCUUGCCUACCACAUUGCAGGGGACAGCUGAUCCUUUGGGGUUGGAGUGGCGUUUGCAGAGUCCAGAGCCCAUAACUGUCCCAUACCUGAGUCCUCUUGUUGUAUGGAAGGAGCUUGAAAGUUUAUUAGAAAACGAAGGGGAUCAUGUGAUAACAGUGCCAGACUUUGUGGACCACCAUCCCAUUGUGUUCUGGAAUCUAGUGUGGUAUUUUCGACGCCUGGACUUACCUAGUAACUUACCAGGAUUAAUACUGUCCUCUGAGCAUUGCAAUAAGAAUUCAAAGAUUCCCAGGAAUUGCAUCUUAGAGGACAGCAAGUACGUUCUAAUUCAGAUGCUGUGGGACAACAUGAAAUUGCAUAAGGAUCCAGGGCAGCCUCUCUAUAUUCUGUGGAAUGCACAGACACAAAAUUACCCAAUGGUUCGCUUACUGCAGAACGAUGACAGCUCAUUUAACCAGGAGCUCUUAAGAAGCAUGGUGAAGAGUAUUAAGAUGAAUGAUGUCUAUGGGCCAAUGAGCCAGAUUCUAGAGAGACUGAACAAAUGGCCACAGAUGAAAAGGCAAAGGAGCCUUUAUAGAGAAAUACUAUUUCUCUCUCUUGUUGCGCUUGGAAGGGAUAACAUUGAUAUAGAUGCUUUUGACAGAGAAUACAAAAUGGCUUAUGACCGCCUUACAGUAAAUCAGGUGAAGAGCACCCACAACUGUGAUAGGCCUCCAAGUACAGGAGUGAUGGAAUGUCGAAAGAUUUUUGGGGAGCCGUACCUUUAAAAAAGAAAUAUUGCACCUAAUGAAUUGCAGCAGGGUUUGUAUGAAGAAACAGAAAAGACUUCAGAAAGACUCUCACCCUUCUCCAUUUAAAAAAGCAUCUUCAGCUUUGUUUUAAAAUUAGGAUUUCCAAGGGGGGAAAUGUUGCUGGAAUGACUUAUGAGCCGUGGGCCAGAGUAGGCUCUCUUCACUGUGGACAGUGUCUGCAAAACAUGUAGGGGAGAAAACGGAAUGGUCCAUUGCAGAAAGCUUAAGCAGAGAUGGACCAAAAUCAUGUACUGAAAGUUUGCAUGAAUGAAAUAAGCUUUUCAGAACUGUUUACAUAGAAAGUUAAAAAUGUCACAGAGCUCAUACCAGAGUUGUAUAAUAACAGAUUUUAAAUUAUUUAUAGCAAGUUCAUAUUUUUUUAACUUUUUAAAUUACUAUAGUGAAUCAAGUGAUCCUGUUGCAGAAGCAAUACUUUUGUCCUCCCUCAGAAUAUUGCUGUUUAUAGCAACAGGUCUUUUUUGCAGAUAAAGCCCUUCUCUCUUUCAUUUUUUAAAAAGUAGUGUGGAAAUAUCGAUGCUGUUCUCAAUCACAGUGCAGGUUGUAGUAUUUCCUGUCCCUCCCCAUAAGUGCACACUUAAAAGAUUGCAGACUUUAGCUGACAAGUAUUUCAAACUUGUAUGAAGCUUUCAUAAGUUACGUGCAUUUGUCACUUUCAAGUGUGUUGGCUGUUGGGGAGCCACCGCUAUACAGAUAAUCUGUUGCAAAGCCUGCCAUUUAAAGAGCUACUUUAGGCAUUCCAAUGGGUCAAG
Molecule: messenger RNA, 6605 nt
Organism: Podarcis muralis (Common wall lizard)
Lineage: Eukaryota; Metazoa; Chordata; Lepidosauria; Squamata; Lacertidae
Gene: DENND4A
Product: DENN domain containing 4A
Biological process (GO): regulation of Rab protein signal transduction
Cellular component (GO): ESCRT I complex; cytoplasmic vesicle
Molecular function (GO): protein binding
Source: RefSeq, a predicted model, not a curated record